Molecule: messenger RNA, 1956 nt
Organism: Adelges cooleyi (spruce gall adelgid)
Lineage: Eukaryota; Metazoa; Arthropoda; Insecta; Hemiptera; Adelgidae
Product: zinc finger protein 474-like
Exons: 6
Coding region: 163-1482 (439 amino acids)
Source: RefSeq, a predicted model, not a curated record
UUCAGUUGUGCUUUGUAUGCAGCCAUUGACUGUUGUGUAUCGCGUGGGAAUAAGUUUGAACGUUUAUUUUUUACAAUAAUUGUCAUUUCAAGCCAUGAACAACCGGAGCGUUAAAAAAUGUGUUUAUUUUUCUUAACCGUCGACGUCGAUUUUUAACCGUGUAUGGUGUUCGCUUUUAAGUUCAUGGAGAUGUCUGCAGAAACGGCUACCGCCAUGAAGCCGAAGAGGUUUCCUUCUAUUUUCAAGAAAAUCAUGAUUUCAAGGCUAAAGAGUAUUUCGAAAGAUGCAAAUUCGGCCGUGAAAGCACCGAACAAGAAAACAUCGGCUAAUAGAAAACCACAGCCGCCGCCGCCGCCGGUCACUACAGUUGAAAGGGAUUCGGACCCCAAAAGAUUUCAACGGCCGGCCACGGCAACACUGGAUAAUUCGAUGGUCCCGCAGGACAACGGGACGUCGCGGCCACCGGUGACGCCUUCGGUAGUCAAACGUCCGUCGGCGGCGCAUCACCAGCAGUUGAACAGCAGAACGUACCGGAUCAAAACCAAAGACCGGAAGAGCGUGCUGAGCCUGCCGGAAGUACAGGCCAAAGUGCAGCAACAGCAACAGCAGGCGUCUAAGAAGAAGAGUUAUUUGCCGGUCAAGGUCAAAACGGGCGUUACCAAAAAACAGGCGCCGCAGCCACCGGUGCGCGUUCAACCGACAACGGCCGCUCCCGCUCCGGCCGCCGCUCCAGCACAGGAAACAACCACGGGAUACAGACCCGAAAAUUGGGUACCGACGGCCGUGAGUUCGGCCAGGAAAAAGAGACUAGUCCUGUGCUACCUGUGCGGCAAGGAAUUCGGCACAGCUUCGUUGCCGUUCCACGAGCCACAGUGCCUUAAGAAAUGGAUCCUGGAAAAUUCUCAAUUGCCGGAACAUUUACAGAGAGCGACCCCGCAAAAACCGGAAGGAAAUGAAACGGUUUCGGCCGAAGAUUGGAAUCGGCUUGCAUGGGAAGCUACACAGUCAAAUUUGGUGCCAUGUGAUUAUUGCCAACGCAAGUUCCUAGCAAGUAGACUUGAAGCUCAUACCAGGGUUUGCAUCGAAGCCAAAAAGAAGUACCACAUUUCAUCCGUAAACAAAUCACAGCGGCCGCCGGCCAAGCCUUCUAUGGACAAGCAACCGAAAAAGAAGCCACAACCGUGCUAUGUUUGCGGUCGCCUGUUCGGUUCGGCGUCCAUUGGAAUACACGAACCCCAGUGCUUGAUCAAGUGGACCAGAGACAACGAUAGCUUGCCGCCACAUCUCAGAAGACCUGUGCCCACCAAACCGGAAAUUAUCAUCGAUGCAGCGACGGGCCAAGUGGAUCAACAGGCCACUAGAGAAGAAUACUGGAAGACGUACUUAUCUCAGCUGGUGCCGUGUGAUCGAUGCCAACGGACUUUCGACCCGGACCGUCUGGAAGUGCACCAGCGGAGUUGUAAAGGAAUCACGACCAAAUAGAAAACAAUAGAACAGCUAUUAUUCCAAUCGUGCACAAUAGCAUAAUAAUAUGCUUAUCGACAAGCGGAUAAUCGAUGCUGACCAUUCUACACUUGAUCGACAUUUCCUACCUUCAUAACGGUUACCUAUACAAUUACUUGCAAGAGUUUUCAUCAUGCCACUAUUAUAAUUUUAAUAUUCAAUAAAAUAUAAUAUAAAUAAGAUUUACUCCUACAACUCGUCUUGUAUAUAUCGCCCACUGGAUUUUUUGUUUUUGAACAUAUUACUCCUAACUUACUGUUAAUUGGUAAAAAUAUUAUUUAAAAAUAACAUAUUUAUAAAUUAAAUUAUUUUAUUUAUGGCCAAAAAAUAAAUACAAAUAAUUUAAAAAUGUUCGUCAACUAGGCUUCAAAAUAAGUCAUCAAUGGCAAAUAAAAAUUAUUGUAAAACUUAUGUUCUGUCUAAGGUUAAUAAACUGUCAUCCAUUCUCCUUGA